This is a messenger RNA of Pyrus x bretschneideri (Chinese white pear), 555 nucleotides long. Its product is annotated as acyl carrier protein 1, chloroplastic-like. The transcript is spliced from 3 exons. Gene Ontology annotation, biological process: fatty acid biosynthetic process. The record is from RefSeq and is a predicted model, not a curated record. Gene Ontology annotation, molecular function: acyl carrier activity; phosphopantetheine binding. The coding region runs from base 1 to 396 and encodes 131 amino acids. Lineage: Eukaryota; Viridiplantae; Streptophyta; Magnoliopsida; Rosales; Rosaceae.
AUGGAGGAGAGAGGAACUCUCAGUCUCAGGGCAAUCUCCGUCUUGAUUGCUGAAAUUCUCAUACUUCAAGUUCAAGGUUUGGUUUAUGUGCACAAUUCAAUCCGAGCUUUAUACUUGCAACGCAACAGAUUUGCCAUUGCGCAGGCCAAACCAGAAACAGUGGCAAAGGUGUCUAAGAUAGUAAGGAAGCAACUUGCAUUGCCAGAUGACUCUGCUGUUACCGGCGAGUCAAAGUUUUCUGAACUUGGAGCUGAUUCUCUCGAUACGGUUGAGAUUGUGAUGGGACUUGAGGAGGAAUUCGGUAUUAGUGUGGAAGAGGAUAGCGCUCAGACCAUUGCAACUGUGCAGGAUGCCGCGGAUCUUAUUGAGAAGCUCAUUGAGAAGAACAAGGCUUAGAAGCGAUGGAAACAGAGUCGAGUAGUAUUUUCAUAUCCUAGCCCGCUUUAGAGAUAAGUACUUGGUAAACUGGUUUUGUACUCAGUCGUUUUGUGUUAAUCCGAACCUUGUAGUUGAGUGGUUUUGCUUAUGAAGUUAAGAAUUUUCGAGUUUGUGUUA